AUGGAAUCCCUGGAUCGUCCGAUACGCACUUGGAUAGCAUCCGAACGAGAGGAAGAGGUUAUUGCAGUCGUCUCGGAAAUCAGCAGUGGAAAUGCCACACUGCUUGAUGUUGUUAAAUCGCUUGGAAAGUACCUCACCGCGGAAGAAGAUGAAUUGCGGACCAAAGGAGUUGAUUUUCUGUCUCUUGUCCUCUCAAAAUGUCCCGCAGAAAAGAUGAAUCGGCAGUCGGUGCGCGUCCUAGUAGCAUUCUACUGCGGGAAGCUCGAAGAUACAGAGACUAUUGUACCCGCGCUGAAGGGUUUGGUCUCCCUUACUGCCAUGCCUGAUUUGACAUCGAUCGACGCCGUGGAGGUCAUGAAGGCGUUGAUCAACCACGUUCGGAUGAAGGUCUUAAUUCAAUCCCAACGGUUUACGGUUUAUAAGAUUGUCGAUACGCUGAUCGCCAACCAACGUGAUGCUCUGAAGGGAAUGGGUAAAGAGUUUCUGUCCGGUUAUAUCUCUCUCGCCGAAGGAGAGAAGGAUCCUCGCAAUCUCCUCAUAUCUUUCGCCAUCGAUCGCGUCUUAUUACUUGAAUUCGAUGUUGCUGCCCAUGUCGAGGAUUUAUUCAACAUCACAUUUUGUUAUUUCCCUAUCACAUUCAGGCCUCCGCCCGACGACCCAUAUGGCAUUACGACUGAUGACCUCAAGAAUGCACUCAGUGCCUGUCUUCACGCGACACCCCUUUUUGGACCAUUGGCUAUCCCUCUUUUCCUUGAAAAGCUCACAGCGGGAACUCCCAUCACGAAGAGGGAUACGCUCAAGGCACUCGAUGUCUCCCUUCCGGUAUAUGGGGCAAGUGUUGCGCGAAAUCAUGCCAGGAAGUUGUGGAACUCCCUGAAGCUUGAGAUCUUCCAACCAACAGACAUCAUCACAGAGGAAGCCGCUCUCCAUACCACACAAGUAUUGAUCCGGACUAUCUAUUCUGCCGACGAUAGCGAAAGCCCUUCUGACAAGGAGGAAGUUCACGGUCUCGCGAAAGAGGCUUGCGACGAAUGUAUCGAGGUCCUGCGUGAGCCCGAGAAGAGCCAGGCCAAGCCUGCAAUUAAAGUCCUUUGCGCAUUCAUGUCAACCACUCCAUCUGUUGCUAAGCACACCCUGUCGCGUACAACGCCGCACCUUGUGAAGCUUUUCCUCGAUCCGGAUGAAAUGACCAACAGAGGCCCUAUCUUGAGACUGCUGGCGGACUUUAUAGUCGCUUCCCGAGAUUCAAUGUCGAAAGACUCGGAAGUAUUACCUGCAGAGGAUGAUGUUCCACUACUUUCUUACAAGGACGAAGUACUUGGCAUUCUGACGGUUGGGUUAAAGACGCCAUCAUCUGCGCAGCCAGCUCUGGAUGGUCUGAAAGGGAUGGUGACAACGAGGGGUCUUCUCACAGACGAGGAGAUAGGCUUUGUGGUCCAUAAUGUUAACGAGCUGCUGCAGAAGGAAGGAGAAGAGAGUGACGAAGUCAGUGACUACGCUUUGAACUUGUUGACGGUCAUCUCUGAUUUCGCUUCCAACCAUGUCUCACAAACCACACUUCCUCUUCUCUUCAGCUCAUUGCCUGACCGUGCACCCCCGCGCGACGCCCAGCCAGAGAGACUGAAGUACUGGCGCACCCUGGCGUCGCUCACUCGCCUGUGCAAGCAACCAGAUCUCUUUGAGACGCUCGUAGUGCGAUUGUUGACAAAGCUAGACCUUGUCUGCGUCCCCCCUACGACAGCAGUGAACGAGCUGGAGUCAGACACAGAACCCAGCGCAGCCUACGCGCAUUCUCUCCUCCGGACGAUCUCGGACGUACUGGCGGCCAAAGUCGAUGCAGGACACAGCGACGUCAUGAAAUUUAUUGAUCGCCUCGUUCCGCGAUUGUAUAACCUUUUCAUUUACUCUGCGCUCAUGUCGGAUAGCACCUGUAUGGUGGCGACCGACCCUCGUCUAAUAUCCGUCACUGCACAUAUUAUUACUCUGGUGGUGCAGACAUUGACCGCUCAACGUCAGGAAGCGUUUGUCGCAGUGCUUUUUUCUGGGUACUUACAGGGGGACGUUCAUCAGCUAGCUGAUGGGUACCAGAAGAUACCAACGGACAAGAAAUUUGAACCACUAGCGCCUGAUGCGCCAGGGCUACAUAAAAACCUCCUUGCUCUGCUCUCGGCGGCGGUAGUUGCUUUGUACAAAGAAGUCCCACUCCCUUGUCCCGAUGAGACAACCUUUCUCGAUACGCUCCUGCAAUGGUCAUGCCUCUGCACAGACAAUGUCUUGCAGAGAGAUGCCAUCGCUCACACCAUUUCCUCAGUCGUCAACAAGAGGGCUGGCGGCCUAUCGUCUCUUCUUUCGGAGAAAGCGGAUAGGUUCUGGACAACACAGGUCGCCGACCCAAGCGUACCCUCGGAGAAACGACGCCAUGCUCUUUGUAUUUGGAUAUGGAUGACGAAAGCUUUGUUGGUACGGGGCGAUGCAGCAGCGACAAACUACGUCAAUCGCCUGUUUGAGUUGUUUGACGAUGCCGAGAUCAGCUGGGACGCUGCGCGAGGUGUCGGAAGUGCUAUUGGUACUGACAAGGUUUUGACCAAAAGGAACCACGCUGUCAUCAAGGUCACCAGCGUUCUAAUCAUGCCAUAUCAUAUCAGGGCUGACACAGACAUGUUCAUAGAUUUUCUUCUGCCGCUACUUCUCCGCGGGUUGGAUCUCCCAGACACCGAGAUUCGUGCAGCAAUCAUGGAUACACUUUUCACUGCUGCCCAGUCAGGCUCAAAAGAGAAUAAUGUUGUAUCUGAACAUGCGUCCACCCUCGUGUCGACGAUGCUCAAGAAUUGUAUGGUGCAGGAGACGCCUUCCAUGCGUGUCCGUACUGCAGCGUUACGUUUCCUUGCGAUACUCCCAAAUACCGUGCGCUACGAUGUCCUACAUCCGUACAAAGCGACGGUCAUCAGAGAGCUAGUAAAGGUGCUCGAUGAUCCAAAGAGGGCUGUGCGGCAGGAAGCUGUCGAGGCGCGGACAAAUUGGUGA
Molecule: messenger RNA, 3024 nt
Organism: Fibroporia radiculosa
Lineage: Eukaryota; Fungi; Basidiomycota; Agaricomycetes; Polyporales; Fibroporiaceae
Exons: 20
Coding region: 1-3024 (1007 amino acids)
Biological process (GO): iron-sulfur cluster assembly
Cellular component (GO): cytosolic [4Fe-4S] assembly targeting complex
Source: RefSeq, a predicted model, not a curated record